GUGCGUAGCAGGAGGCGCGGCCGAGCUACAGCCUACAGACACAUCGCUUUCCGCUUCCGCCGCCAGGCCGUCUCCUCCGACCUCUCGCGCCUCACCCUCCUCUAAACCCCUGGUUGAACCCUAGCCACCGCCUCCGGGGAGCAUGCACGCCAGGCUGCUCGGCGCUCCGUCCCGCGCCUCCGCCUGCACCUCCUCCUCGUCCUUCCCCUCCGCCGGCCGCCACCCGUGCCGCGCGUCCUGGAAGCCGCGGCCGCCAAGCCGGAGCUCCGCCUCGCCGCCGCCUCUCUCGCUGUUGCGCGCCGGCGCAUCCAUGGAGCCCGCUUCGACGGAGGGGCAGAGCGACCCGACUGUGCACGGCGUGGCCGAUAGGGUCGUUGGGGUGCUGGGGGGCGGCCAGUUGGGGAAGAUGCUGUGCCAGGCGGCCAGUCAGAUGGGGAUCAAAGUGGCCAUCCUGGACCCCCUCAAGGACUGCCCCGCAAACUCCGUCUGUCACGAGCAUGUCGUGGGGAGCUUUAAUGAUGGUGACGCGGUCCGUGAGUUCGCGAAGAGGUGUGAUGUUCUAACUGUGGAAAUUGAGCAUGUGGAUGCUGUGGCACUUGAGAAGCUUGAAAAACAGGGUGUUGUUUGUGAACCCAAAGCCUCUACCAUCGCGAUUAUUCAGGACAAGUACAGGCAGAAAGGCCAUUUCUCAAAAUUUGGAAUUCCGAUAGCUGACUUUGUUGAAGUUGAUACUUUAAGUAGCAUAGAGAAUGCUGGGGAAAUGUUUGGCUAUCCCUUAAUGGUUAAAAGCAAAAGAUUGGCAUAUGAUGGUCGUGGGAAUGCUGUUGCUCACAAUAAAGAGGAGCUAUCUUCUGUUGUUUCUUCACUGGGUGGAUUUGAGCAUGGCCUGUAUGUUGAGCGGUGGACACCUUUUGCGAAGGAACUGCAUUUUGGGGUUUCCAAGUUAACCCCAGUUAACCUUGUGGUUGACAUUGCAAAUGAUCCGCAGUAG
This is a messenger RNA of Aegilops tauschii subsp. strangulata, 991 nucleotides long. Lineage: Eukaryota; Viridiplantae; Streptophyta; Magnoliopsida; Poales; Poaceae. The record is from RefSeq and is a predicted model, not a curated record.